Molecule: messenger RNA, 1100 nt
Organism: Ornithorhynchus anatinus (platypus)
Lineage: Eukaryota; Metazoa; Chordata; Mammalia; Monotremata; Ornithorhynchidae
Product: platelet glycoprotein Ib alpha chain-like
Exons: 4
Coding region: 155-826 (223 amino acids)
Source: RefSeq, a predicted model, not a curated record
CGCCCUCGCUUCAGGCAGCAGGGGGCGCUGGAGAGGGAGAGCAGGUGGAAGACGUUGGGGACAGUCAUUCGCCUCAGAGGAGCUCCGGAAGCAGGGGAGAAGCGUUUCCUAGACUUCAAAUUGCAGGCCACUCCCGGCUACCCCAUCUUGCAGCAUGGCGCCACUCCCCAUCCUCUUUGGUAUGCUGUUUGGCAUCUGGGCAGCAACAGCCAGCUCCAAAGAGAUGAACUCCAGCACCCAGUUCAUCUCCACCCCUGAGAUGAUCACCCAUGCCGAAGCCAGAACAGACAUUCCCAAGACUGCCUCCCUUUCCACCACGGCCCCCAAGGAGACCCCUGAGAACGGGAUCACCCCUCUUUCCACCGCGGCCCCCACAGAGACCCCUGAGGAUGGGACCGCCUCUCCUUCCACUACGGCCCCCAUGGAGACUUCUGAGAGCGGGACCACCUCUCUUUCCACCCCAGCUCCCACGGAGACCCCAGAGAUCGGGACCGCCACGCUUUCCACCAUGGCCUCCACGGAGACCCCCAAGACCGUGACUACGGCUCUUUCCACCUCUACCCAUGGCACCCGGCUUGCCAUCAGCACGGUGGAAACCCAGACUGUGACUUCCCUGCAACCGGGGACCACCUCAGCCCCCAAGUCGCCGCAGAAUUCCGGGCAGGUGGUAGUGUUUUGCCUCUUUUCAUCCGUCCUGCUCAUCGCAUUGCUGGUAAUCUCUGUGAAAUACUGCCACAAGAGGGAGCCCGUGUUCAGAAAGCUGGACGAGGUGCCGAUGGAAAACCUGACCGAGGAGUUACCCUUCGCUCGCUAUUCCCCAGACUAAUCCGGACUAGACUCCAGCAGCAGAGGGCCUAGGAUCAGCAAGAUCCAGCACCCACCUCUUCCUCCUCCACCUCCUCCCUGCCCCCUCCUCCUCUUCUUCCUCCUCCUCCUCCUCCUCCUCCUCCUCAUCCUCCUCCUCCUUCUCCUCCUCCUCCUCCUCCUCCUCCCGGAUAUGUGAGAGCUUCGUAGAGCGACAGAAUGGAGUGGGGCCAGACCAAGCCGGGAGCUGGGGGAUGGGGGAGGGGAAGAAGAACAGGCACAAGCACGGAUGUGUG